Molecule: messenger RNA, 1107 nt
Organism: Guillardia theta CCMP2712
Lineage: Eukaryota; Cryptophyceae; Pyrenomonadales; Geminigeraceae
Exons: 9
Coding region: 1-1107 (368 amino acids)
Source: RefSeq, a predicted model, not a curated record
AUGUUACCCGAUGCUGUUUAUGCUCCUAGUUGCUAUGCUGAAGGAACAGGGCUAAGCAGCACGGCCAAGACCCAGACAUCAACAAUUUCAAUCGUUCAGUCUGAUAAAUACGGAAAUGUCAUCACCAGCGACUUGUCAAGAUUCACAUGGUACAUCAAUCAGGGACAAAAGACAGAUGCAACAUUCGAAGGAAAUGGAAUUUACACUUUCAGCUACGUGCUUUCAAGUCUGGGGUUUUAUCAAUUAUCCGUCAUCCUAACCGAGGUAUGUGUAACACCGGAUACCUGUACCCCUGAUGGGCGAGGAAUUCUCAAGAGUCCUUUUAGAGUGGAAUGCAUCAGCAACGUCGGACCAGUUUCUCCUCUAGAAUCGACAAUGGUCGGCAGCUCAUACAUGUUUCGAAGUGCUGAUUCUGUAGAUCCAAUCGUGGUCCAAACCAGGGAUAGCUCAGGAUUGCCGCUCUUGGGAGAAGAUGUUCAGAUACAAGGAGUCAAAAUCAAUGUUAGGGUUUCUUCGUCCAGCAUUCCAGUGAUCGACAACAACGAUGGAACAUUUUCGUUUGUCCCGCGAUUGUCAACCGCUGGAAUAUUUGUCGUAUGGGCAAACAAUUCGAUCACAUUUGCACCAACUCGCGUUGAUGAUGUGCAGUCCAAGGACUCUUUCGGCAACAAUUUGACAACUGGAGGCCUUUUCUUCAAUGUUCUCAUCGGCGGACCACCGUUUCUUUUCGCAAAUGUGGAAGACUUGAAUAAUCCAUCUUCUUCUGCUGUUUCUCCACAGUACAAUGGGCAAUAUGUCGUUACCUAUAGGACCACUGUUAGUGCGGACUAUUACAAGGUCUCCAUCAGGAGAAGUGGCAUUCACAUAUUGGGAAGUCCAUACUCGUUGAGAGUGACUGGUGGGAUCACCUGGGUCUUCAGCUCGUUCUGGAUCCUCACUAGGGAUGAGUUCAACAACAAUGUGGUGGACGGAACAGAUGUAUUCGUCGUAUUAUUCAGCCCAGAUUUGGCAAGAGACUCCAACGAUACUGCAAUCACUCCGUGGGUGAACGCAUCGAAGGGUAUGUCAUUACAAAGGCUGGAUUAUACAGUAUCUCGGUCUCUGUGA